AUGCACGCUCUGGUGAACGCCUUCAUGCGCUGCCUCUCCUUUCUCCUGCCUCCGUCUUGGCUUUGUGUCAGCUUCUGCUUGUGGGUUGGGAAUGACUGCGAAGAGACACUGCCGCGGCCCAAUCCCAGAGCUCGUUUCAAAAGCAGAAAGCCUCUUACAUAUGAGGAAGUAACAGCAGUAGCAGCAGCAGCAGCAGUAGAGGCACACGGAGGCUCCAGCCCGUCCGUCUCACCACGUCCAGGCUGCGUCUCCCUGGCUGCUACAAGCCCCGCUGCUCCUCAGGGCCCUCCACAGGGUCGGAUCUGGAUCGGGGGUCUCUGGCGAGCCGUGGAGCGCGUCUUCGGAGCCCCCUGGGUCCUUCUCCGCCAUCACUGGUGCCCGAAGAAGCGUCGAGCAGCUUUGCGCACCCCGUAUCCUGUCUGUGCCUUCGAGUCUAGCACGAUUAGAAGCUUUCAGGGAGGCGCUGCUGCUGCUGCUAUAACCGAGGACGGCAAAGGACCGGGCGGAACCACCUUGUCUAAUUCGAGGAACAUGAGCGGGUCCGUGGGGAUCCCCGAUGUGAACCCGGCGAAGUGCGCCUCGGAUGCGUCAGCGGAGCACGGCAUCGAUGAGGUAAUUACCGUGGAUCAGCACUCCCAGGAGAUGGGGACGGUGACGAUCACGGUGGCCAUUCAGGCGGCCGAGGACGAGGAACCCGAGGAGGUGUCAUCUAAUAAUAUUGACUUCCUCGGAGGCAGCUGUAGUGAGGACGAAAUCGGAAGACACGACAAGUCAAGUGGAGCCGGCACCAGUGGAGGGGAGCUGGAGGAGGAGAGCUGGCAGCCCCCAGAUCCAGAGCUCAUCCAGAAGUUGGUCGUUCAGAUUGAGUACUACCUGUCUGAUGAGAACCUGGAACACGAUGCAUUCCUGCUUAAACAUGUCAGACGCAAUAAACUUGGGUUUGUCAGCGUCAAGCUGCUCACCUCAUUCAAAAAGGUGAAACACUUGACUCGUGACUGGAGAACAACAGCUUAUGCUCUGAGACACUCAAAGAUCCUUGAGCUGAAUGAUGAGGGCCGUAAGGUGCGGCGUAAAUCCGCAGUGCCAGUCUUUGCCAGCGAGUCUUUGCCUAGCCGCAUGCUGCUGUUAAGCGAUCUGCAGAGGUGGCCAGAGCUGGCUGCUCUCACCAAGGAGAAUGGAAGUGGUGAGGGAGGAGCCACUCAGCAGGAGCAGCUGAUGAAGCUGUUGCUGAAAGCGUUUGGAACAUAUGGCGCUAUUGCCUCUGUCAGAGUCCUGAAGAUGGGGAAGGACCUGCCGGCAGACCUGAAGAGGCUGAGUGGUCGCUACUCACAGCUCGGCAAUGAGGAGUGUGCCAUUGUGGAGUUCGAGGAGGUGGAGGCUGCUGUUAAAGCCAACGAAGCUGUGGGGGGCGAGGAUGGAGGGGCCAGUUCACUGGGGCUGAGAGUGGUCCUCAUUGGCACCAAGCCGCCUAAAAAGAAGGUCCCAAAAGAACGACCCCGCGAAGAGGGAGGGAUGCGCAAAAGCCGCUCCCUCAACAGCAGAGUACGAGAGCUUCAAUACCACGGGGACGACUCGGCCUGCAGCUCCUCAGAGACUGAAAGCACCCCCACGUCACCCCGGCUGGCCAGGAAGUCCCAAUCAUGCAACAAGCUCAGCCCCACCACUGCAGGCAUCGCCUUCCAGAACAAUCACCUGAGUCCUGGUAUGUCCCCACGUAACAGCCCCUGGUCGAGCCCCCGCGCCAGCCCCUGUCCUCAGCGCAAAUCCCCCCAUUCCCACAAGUCUCCUUUAGCCAGCGAGGGCAGACUGAGCCCUGAGCCUGGGCGCCGGUGGGCAGACUACUCCUCAGACAGCAGCCUCACCCCCUCAGGGAGCCCGUGGGUUCAGCGGCGGAAGCAGGUGGCGUCUCAGGAGAGCAGUCCAGUCGGCAGCCCGAUGCUGGGUAGAAAGAUCCAGAAUGCAGACGGCCUGCCACCAGGAGUAAUGAGGCUGCCAAGGGGUCCUGAUGGAACUCGGGGCUUUCACUGUGUCGUUGGUGAGAGGGGAAAGACUGCAGCCACUCAGACUUGAUAUGUGGAGCAUCCUUAUGCAUCCCCUGUCCCGCAGAAAUAAAGUGAUAUAUUGGAAAUUUGAGCUGUUGUUGGCCGUGUUGCUCAGCCCCUGCCCCACGUUUGAGACUGUGUAGAUCUAUUUUUGUUGAGUGCAUCAGUUUUCAGUCUGUUAUAUUUUUAUACGGCAUUUUGAGUUACCAUGGUAACAUUAGUGAUUUACUAAUGGAAAUUUGAGUGAAUGUAAAUUGAUAUUGCUUUGAGAGGGAACUUUACACCUGCCACUGACAUGGACCAUGUCACCUCCAUUGCAUUUAAACUUGUAUUUGGAGCGAGCAGGAAAAGGUAAUUCCACUCCCCCCCCCCCCCCCCUUUUUUUUAAACAAAAAAAAUCAGUGUCCUCCGUCUUGUGUGUAAAAGCUCGCAACAUUAUCUGUGGAUGGUGUGUAAGUGGCAUAGGCACAUGGACUUGAUAGAGAUAUCACCAUAUGCCUUUUAUGUAUUUGUCUACCGUGAGUUCCAUUUUUACAUACGAUUUAAACUGAGGCCAUAUUCGCUCCACUGCCAUAAGGGUUGGACAGUUCAUCUUGGACAUUAUAUUUUUGUUUUAGUUUUUAUUUUGCCUUUUUUAAUUUCAGCAUUUUCAGUGCGCUGUGGCAUUUAGUUGUAACGGGUCUCCUGUAGCCCUGUAAAUGUUCAGCAGGUAGCUGCUUUAUUUAUUUUUUAGCUAUUUUUUUGUUCUUGGUUUCCAUCAGUCUAAGCUCACAAUGAGGUUUGAGGGAUGUUCAGGUCGGGCAGAACAGAUGCUCUUAUGUUCUUGCCUUUACAUCUGAGCUGGGGUAUUUGUACACUGCAAUUCCUAUUGUACAAAUAAAUCACUAAAAUUGCAA
Messenger RNA from Acanthochromis polyacanthus (spiny chromis), 2938 nucleotides. It is a transcript of the gene larp6a, whose product is annotated as La ribonucleoprotein 6, translational regulator a. The transcript is spliced from 3 exons. Gene Ontology annotation, molecular function: mRNA binding. NCBI's taxonomy places the organism in Eukaryota, Metazoa, Chordata, Actinopteri, Pomacentridae. Gene Ontology annotation, cellular component: nucleus. The record is from RefSeq and is a predicted model, not a curated record. Gene Ontology annotation, biological process: RNA processing. The coding region runs from base 1 to 2070 and encodes 689 amino acids.